GCACCUUGAACCUCUCCAGUCGCCUCCAUUCUGUCAUCGCCCGGCGUCUUCCUGCAGGAUGGAGGAUUUGGCUGGAAGGUUGUGUGAAGCAGUGGAGAAUGAAGACGCCAAAGAGGUUGAAGAUCUCUUGCAAUGUGGAGCAGACCCAAAUCUAGUUCUUCCCAAUGGUAUUGCAGCUAUUCACCUUGCUUCAGGAAAGGAGAGUGAGUGUGCCCUGAGAUGUUUGACGCUGAUUUUGCAACAUGGUGGAAAUCCUAAUGUCAGAUCUACAGACGAUCUAACCCCAGUACAUGUGGCAGCUUCAUGGGGAUGUUGUAAGGCUCUUCUCUUCUUACUGCGGAAAGGGGGUGAUCCUUCUAUUCAGGAUCAGGAUGGGAAUACAGCAUUAGACCUGGCCUUAAUGGAGAAUAACAGGAGGUGUGUUGUUGCUCUUCAGGAAUUCAAAGAAAGGAUCCCUGGUGGAUGCGCAGAUAGUCACAAGAAUUAUUCCACUGCACCUGAUGAUAUCACAGAAAUGAGCUGCAUCUCUCUACUUCUUGAGCCGACCUAUGAAAACUCUCCACUAAGCAGUACCAAAAUCUCUCCUAUGUUGAUUUUUCCUAAAACUUUAAAUCCACUGAGCCACAUGGAUGAUGCAGUAAUAUCAAGUCAAGCAGAAAUGCCAUACUUGCAUACAAAAAAUGAAUCCAGAAAACGAGAAUUAGGGUGUAGCUUCAAAAGCAUUAGUGAUGAAUGUGAGUUAAACCCAGCGGAAGCAAAAGAAGCAGUUCCUGGCAGAAGUUUAUCACAAAGUGGUCACUGUACUGAAUACUUUUCUACUCAGGUGGGAUCUGACUUGACCUUAGAUAACUCAUCUAUAAGUAAAAAGACUCACACUUUAGUUGAUUAUAACUGGGAAAAUACUAGAAAUACAGUAAGUCAUUCAGUAUCUCUGGAUAUCGAUUCAGCAGUACAGCAACAUUUUAAAAGUCAUAGAGAAGUAGACAUGGUUUGUGAGAAACUGGAAGCAUUAGAUGUGACCUCUCCUGACCAUGUUUACACCUACAACAAAGAACACAGCAAGGAGAACAUGGAAAAGACUUUGAUUUUGGUUAGUAAUGUAUCUGAAUGUAAAAUCUUGGCAGCAAAGGAAACCUGUUGUAGGAGUAAUUAUAGUGACUGUAACACAAGCCUGUGGGAUAGUGGUCAUAGAAGGUGGGGCUCGAAUGGAAUGGACAGCAUCUACGAUUCAGGGGAUGCAACAGUACUUUCUAAUAGAUAUGAUUGUAAAACCAUGAAUGCACAUAGUUCGGGACUUGUAGCUAAAGAAGAUUUGCAAGCAGUGGAAAAUGAAAGGUUAACAGGUGCUAGCACACAAAUAGUAAAUAGUCAAUGCAACAGAACACAUACAGUAGAGUGUACAAAUAAAACCAUAAGAACCUCAGAAGUGCAGUUCACUUCACAAUCUUCCACUGUGCCUAUUGAAAACACUAGUGAACAUGAUGGCCAGGAUUUGCAGAUUCAUUUAAGGGACUUAUUAUUGUCUACCAAAGCUUGCCAUAAGACUGGGUCACAAGCAGUAUGUGCUAACACUAUUAUUCCAGUAAGUGGUGAAACAAGAUCACCAAACCAGAAAGAUGCCAGUUACUCCUCCUCUUCUACUAUCUCUGAAGGUAAUUGUUUUGUAGAAUACCAUGAAGGACGUGUAAACGAAACAGGAGAUUCUGAUCUGCAGCAAGACCUUAAAAAAAUGAUGCUUGCAACUAAGAACUCUCUUUCACCAGCCAUAGCGAAUGAGGACAAAAGCCCCUUCUUUACCCCACGUUCUAAAAGCAGACUCCGCACUUUCAAAGUUCAUCAGAAUAGUUCUUCACUCUUCGAUGACUCUAUGGAAAUGCCGAAACGAGGCAGGCGGGUAAGGAGUCCAGGUGGCCUGGCAUCUCCCACACACAAUCUUCCACCAGAUGAAUUUCUGCCUAGAACGAGUUCAUACUCCCCUAGUGUGACAUAUGAUCCGAUUAAACAGGCAGAUACAUGUGAUCAUGCAAAAGAUUCACCAGAGUUGACCUUGACCAAAAAAAUUCCACAGUAUCAUGGAGAAAACCUUUCUGAAGCAGAAGCUACCAUCAGUAUCACCAACUUUCUUACAGAUGACCUUUCUUCAGAGACAGAAGAAAAAUCUUGCCUGCCUUUAAAGCAAGCCAAUAGCAAUCAUGGUGGUGAUGGUGGGUUUUCUGACAGUGCAUGGCUAACAGAAGAUGGGGAAUCUGAGAUUAGUGGAGUUGCUGCUCAUAAAAAGAGGAACGUUUGUUCUACCACAGAGGAGAAAUCGUUACCUGCAUCUUUAUCGAAUAGAUCUUUUUUUCAUAGUACAUUAUUAGAAGACACAGUUGUGAAUAGUUGCAAACCUCCACGUUACAGCUUUAGUAGAAUUUCUUUAAUCCCACGAGUUGAUGGAAGUACUGUGUCUUGUCUAAGAACACUCUAUGAUUCUGCCAGUCAGGAAAUGCCAUUAUCACCUGGUGGACGCCCUGUAAAUGUAAGCCAAGUAGAGCCAGUGGAAUAUGUCUAUAAGGAUAAUGAAAAAGGACAUGUACUCAUCGAAAAACAUAUGCCAUCUAUAGACCAUUUCAAGACAGAUGCUGCAGAAACUUCAGAAAAUACUAUAGUAUAUGACUGGAGAAACUAUAAGAUUAAUACAAUAACCAUAAACAAGGCCUCUUCUGUAAGUUCACCUAAUCGAGUGGCUGUGGAACUCUACAGAUUAUCUAAUGAUGAUAUUGCCAGCAGAUUGCGGGGAUUUGGGGAAGACCCCGGACAAGUAACCAGCCAGAAUCGGAAGACGUGUAUCUUAUUAUUAGACAAAUGUUUAAAAGAACAGACUUCAAAUAGACCAAUGGGUUUGUCCAUUAAGUAUAGCCCAGAACUCUCUUUAGCCCUACACACAUUUAACAUUUCAGACUGCAGCAAAGAUGAGGCAGAGAUUUCGCGAGAAUUUGACCAACCAGAUAAAACGCGAAAAUGGAGAGAGGGAGUCUUAAAAUCUAGUUUUAAUUACUUAUUGUUGGAUCCAAGGGUCACUCGAAAUCUGCCAUCUCGAUGUCGUGAUAUAUCUCCACAUGAUUGCUUUCGUACUUUUGUCAGCUCUGUUUUUUACGUGGGAAAAGGAAAGCGAUCUCGACCAUACUGUCAUCUAUAUGAGGCACUUACUUACUACAAGGGCAGCUGCAAGAAGCCUUGUUCUAAAGUUCAGCACAUUGUAGAUAUCUGGAAGAGUGGCCAGGGUGUGCUGUCUCUGCACUGUUUCCAGAACACCAUCCCAGUGGAAGCUUACACAAGAGAAGCCUGCAUGGUGGAUGCCAUUGGUUUAAAAAUGCUAACCAAUCAAAAGAGAGGGAUAUACUAUGGUCAAGCCCAAAACUGGUCAUCCACACGCCAACAGCGUCUUGGAGUGCACAUACUUUUUAAAGCGAUGCAGAUUUUCCUGGCUGAAGGAGAGAGACAGCUGAGGCCACCAGACAUACGCUCAGGACAGUGAUACAAGGGACACCAUUGGUGAAGUGAAACUAUAUCAACGUUUUGUACGCUGGA
Molecule: messenger RNA, 3570 nt
Organism: Bufo gargarizans (Asiatic toad)
Lineage: Eukaryota; Metazoa; Chordata; Amphibia; Anura; Bufonidae
Gene: ANKLE1
Product: ankyrin repeat and LEM domain containing 1
Exons: 9
Coding region: 59-3517 (1152 amino acids)
Molecular function (GO): endonuclease activity; protein binding
Source: RefSeq, a predicted model, not a curated record